Messenger RNA from Ipomoea nil (Japanese morning glory), 1834 nucleotides. Its product is annotated as ethylene-responsive transcription factor CRF2. Gene Ontology annotation, biological process: regulation of DNA-templated transcription. Lineage: Eukaryota; Viridiplantae; Streptophyta; Magnoliopsida; Solanales; Convolvulaceae. The transcript has a single exon. Gene Ontology annotation, molecular function: DNA binding; DNA-binding transcription factor activity. The record is from RefSeq and is a predicted model, not a curated record. The coding region runs from base 437 to 1471 and encodes 344 amino acids.
GAACACUCUCUCUCUCUCACUUCACUUUGUUCUCUGUCUGGUCUUCAAACAUUUCACCAUUUUUGUCUGAGAUAUUUUUCUCCCCAGCUUCUUUUACUCUAAUAUACACUAGCAGAACCAACUGAUUCCCCUUCCACUUUUCCGCUUUUUCUCUCGUAAACUUUCUUGGAAAAAUUCUCCACUCUGCUUUAAAGUUUUUAACUUCUCUGGGUUGUUCUUCAGUGGGGGUUCUUCUAAUCAUAUCCUCUUCUCUUUCUCUUUUUUUAAUUUUUUUGAAUCACUUUUCUGUAACUUUUCUAGAUUUGGUUACGAGGCUCGUGCGUAGGCAUGGGUAGUUUGUUCUCUCUUUAAUUUGCUCUAGGAAUCUUUGUGCUUUUUUGCUUUUUGAUUCGGAGUUUUAAAGUUUAAACCUUCCAUGCGAAUCUGAGGUGGAGAUAUGGAAGAAGAAGGCAUGUUGUCCACUAGAGUGAAGUACAGUGAGCACAAACGGCAAACCACGACGGUUAGGCAUUUGCCGGACGGUGGGUGUUCCGGGAUGAGGUCGUCGGAGACGAAUGCUGGGUUGCCCAGAGUUGUGAGGAUAUCGGUGACUGAUAGCGAUGCUACUGAUUCCUCCGGUGAUGAGGAGGGGGAGGGAGGGUUGUUUUGGCGAAGAAGAGUGAAGAAAUACGUGAAUGAGGUCACGUUUGAGGCGUGGGGGAGAGAUGACGGUAACGCAAGCUGUAACGGCGUUGUGAGGAGUGGGCCCACGGCGGCGAAGCGGCGGAAGAAGGCGGAGACGCCGGCGGUUGGGAACUCCGGGAAGGUGGAAAAUGUGACGAAGUUUAGAGGAGUGAGGCAGCGGCCGUGGGGGAAAUGGGCGGCGGAAAUAAGAGAUCCUCUCAGCCGCCGGCGGGUAUGGUUAGGAACCUUCAACACCGCCGAAGAAGCCGCUAUGGUUUACGACAACGCGGCCAUCCAGAUGCGUGGGCCUGACGCGCUGACCAACUUCUCCGCUCCAACCGCCGCCGCCGCCGUCAAGGCUCCACCGGAGGAGCGCAAGCCGCCGAAAUCAGUAGAUUCCGGCUACAACUCCGGCGAAGAGUCCCACAACAACCAACGCUCUCCCAAAUCCGUUUUGUUCUUCAACGAAGAACCCGAAACGGAGUCGUUCCUUCCACCCCUGCCAAACGACGCCGUCGAAAUGAGCCAAGACUUCUCCGACUACACUUCCGUGCCGGAAAACUUCCCGGACUUCUCUCCGUUCGACCCAUUAUUCUCAAACGACUUGUUCAAGUUCGACAACCCGGUACCCGUACCCGAAGUGUUCGACGUAACGGGUUUUUCCGACAAGAUUUUCGAGGAAGAAUGCUGCGGCAUGUUUAUCGGGUCAAGUCAUGAUACCGGGUUCGGGCUGUCGGCAUUGCCGGCGGACGAUUACUUCCUGGAUUACGGAGAUAUAUUCGGGUCGGAUCCUCUCGUGGCUCUUUGAGAGAUAAAAUCGGCGCGGUUUACAAAUUCUAGGCAUUAGUGUCUCCGAAGUUUUAAACCACCGUUAACUGAGUGUUUAAUAUUAAAAUAUUAUUAUAUUUGUAUUAUCGGAUGUUUUAUUGUAAGCCUUUUUGUUAAUCUCCUACACUCUACGUUGUUUAGGUGUAAGUAAGUAACUGGUGUGCGUCAACUUGAGAGUAGCCGUUAAGUUAACGGCUGGGGAGUGGAAAUGUGAGUUGGCACGUGUAAAACACGUGACUUGAGAAUGCUCUGAAUUAGGUGAAAGAAUGUAAUGGGAUGAAUGGAUGCAUAGGCGUGCAUGUCACGUGCUCUGUCAACUAUCAUAUUUUUGUUCCCUCCCUUU